Molecule: messenger RNA, 2826 nt
Organism: Closterium sp. NIES-65
Lineage: Eukaryota; Viridiplantae; Streptophyta; Zygnematophyceae; Desmidiales; Closteriaceae
Source: the annotation of a GenBank genome assembly
AUGGCGCCGCGGCCGCCCCCCAGUGGCAGUGCGGGUCUGCGCAGUCCGCGCGCGGAUGACGGGAUAGAACCAGCGCAUGCGCGAGACGACCUGAUAAAAUUCGCGGAUCCUCCGCAUCCGGAGGCGAUCAAUUUCUCUGCGGCAGCGGCGGCGACAGCGGCGGAGGAGUUUUAUGAAGAAGUGGAGGAAGGGGAGGAGGAUGACGGGAGUGAGUUUCUGGAGCGCGCGCGGAGCCACCAGGAGGCGGAGGACGAGCGCGCGUACGAGCCGGAGGAGCAGAUCGACGUGUCGCGUUACAGCCUGCCGCUACAGACGCCGGGCGGCAAGGAGGACACGUUCCGGUUCUCGUGGCGGCGCUUCUGCAUCUUCGUGGGGCCGGGCUUCCUCAUGAGCAUCGCUUACCUGGACCCCGGCAACCUCGAGAGUGAUUUGCAGGCAGGCGCACAGACGGGGUAUGCACUGCUCUGGAUCCUCUUCUGGUCCACUGCACUCGGUCUGCUGCUGCAGGUGAGCGUGGGCCCACCCCACCCAGGCCACAGCAGCGCGCGUGGGAGUGGUAACAGAGUGCCACCCGGCAGAGCUGUGUCUCAUGGAAUACUCACCCCUCGUGUGCUGGGUGCUGUGGGGGAUGAGAGAAGUGGCCAUAGUGGGGGCGGGCCACCACUCCAACCCCCAAUCUCUCACCCUCGUUCUAACCCCUCUCUCCCCGUGCCUCUCCACAUCCCCCUUCCACCAAAUCACCCCGUGCAGGCCAUAGCAGCGCGCGUGGGAGUGGUGACAGGGUGCCACCUAGCCGAGCUGUGCCGAAUGGAGUACUCACCUCCCGUGCGCUGGGUGCUGUGGGGGAUGACGGAGGUCGCUAUAGUGGGGGCGGACAUUCAGGAGGUGAUAGGCUGCGCCAUCGCGCUGCGCAUCCUCAGCAGGGGGGCUAUUCCCAUCUGGGCGGGGGUGCUGAUUACAGGGCUGGACAGGUGCGUUUGCGGUUUGGUUUGGGUGAAGCACACGCCUGCUGUGCUGUGGGGGAUGACGGAGAUCACCAUAGUGGGCGCGGACAUUCAGGAGGUCAUUGGCUGCGCCAUCGCCCUGCGAAUUCUCUCAAGAGGGGCCAUUCCCAUCUGGCCAGGGGUGCUUAUAACGGGGCUCGACAGUUUCCUCCUCCUUUUCCUGGAGAGCUUUGGCAUCCGCACGCUGGAGGCGCGCGCUCGUUGCUUCCUGCUUUUAUUCCUCGAGAACUUUGGCAUUCGCAAGCUGGAGGCGCUCUUUGGGCUCUUCAUCGCUGUCAUGGCUGCUUCCUUUGCCCGCAUGUUCGUGGAAGCUGCGCCUGACGCGGGGGCCAUUGCUCAUGGCCUUCUGGUCCCUUCCAUACCCCGCGGGGCAACGAGCAUGGCAGUGAGCAUACUAGGCGCAGUCAUCAUGCCGCACAACAUCUUCCUCCACUCCGCCCUCGUGCAAUCGCGCGCUAUCAACCGCCACUCCCCACCGCGAGUGGCAGAGGCGCUGCUCUACUUCACGCUCGAGUCCGCCCUCGCCCUGCUGCUCUCCUUCCUCGUCAACCUCUGCGUCGUCUCCGUCUUUGCCCGCCUCUUCUACGGCCAACCGGGGGCAGUGGAUAUUGGGCUGGAUAACGCUGCUGAGUAUCUGCAGCAAGCGUUCGGCUCAACCACCUUCCCAGUGGUGUUCAUUUGGGCGGCCGGGCUGCUAGCAGCGGGGCAGUCAUCAACCAUGACAGGCACAUACACGGGGCAGUUCGUCAUGUCGGGCUUUCUCGACCUGCAUGUGCGCAAGUGGGUGCGCGUGCUUGUCACCCGCACCGUCGCCAUCGUGCCCACCAUCGUCGUUGCCCUGCUCUACACCUCGCCGGCUUCUCACACACCACACUCACCACCGCAGCUGUCACCACCCAUGGCAGCACUGGCUGUGCAAGUGACAGGGGGAGCGGGUACAGUAGAAGGGGCAGCAGCAGCAGCAGCAGCAGGCGGAUUGCUCAACGAAGCGUUUUUCACUCCGUCUCCCUUUCCAACCUCCUCCAUGCCCUUCCCUCUCACCAACACCUCCCUUCCUGCCCCCUCUUUCUCCUCCUCACCUGUCUCAUCCAGCCCGUCAUCACUGCAACUUUCAACCUCGCAGCACACCCCACUCUCCACCUCACUACCCUCCGCACCGCACAUGCUAUCACUCUCGUCGUUGGACGUGCUGAACCAGUGGCUCAACGUGCUGCAGUCCGUGCAGCUGCCCUUUGCUGUCAUCCCCCUGCUAGCCAUUGCAUCGUCAACACACGUGAUGGGAAGAUAUGCCAUCAAGGGAGCAGUGAAGGUGCUAGCGUGGGCAUCAGCAGCGCUGGUAAUCACUAUCAACCUCUACCUCCUCUUUGACUUCGCCACAACCAACUUCCCUCACUCGCUCUCAACAUUCCUCCUCCUCCUCCUCCUCUCCCUCCCCUACCUCCUCUUCCUCAUCCACCUCGCCCUGCACCCCCGGAGCGAGGGCUCCGAGUUCAACCAUCCGCACCGCUCUCGAUCGCACAGAACCUGCAGCAACGAACACUGCCAUCUCUUCAGUCCCACUGGGGUUGAUCAGUCGGAUUGUGUAACUUGUUCUGGUGCUCCUGAUGCUACCGGUGCUCCUGAUGCUACCGGUGCUACUGGUUCUGUUGGUUCUGGUCAAAUAAAUGAGAGUGUAGGUGGCUCAGUUUAUAGUUGUCGCAACAGCAGCAGCAGCAGCAGCAGCAGCAGCAGAGGGACAAUCCUCCCACUUCCUCCAGGUGGACGUGCGGGGGCGGGAACUGGGCUACGCACGCCUUUGCUGGAGGAGAAGCUGGACGAAUAG